CGACCAUUUGUAUGAACGAUACACACGACAAGAAAAGCGAGAUACGCAAGACUCUGAAAUUCUUCGCCGAAUUUCGUCGGGUCACGCGCGUCGCGCACCUGCGCAGGAAAGGGCCCCUGAGGACAGCGCCAUGCGCUUCGUGACGUCCCGGCGCUUUGCGCUAUGUGAUGCAACAGCGUCGCGCGCUAAAGGACGCGACGGCGCCAUGCGCUAUGUGGGCGCCCUGCGCUCCGCCAUGCCUCCCAAGAGACACGAAAGUGGCGACGGUUGCGCAGCUCGCAGCCCUCAAGGGAACUGCGAGGUCUCAAAUGAUCUGCGCUGCCCUCACCUCCGCCAAAAGCCCGCGAAACUGGCGAUAGUUGCGCAGUUCGCAGACCCCAGAAGCCGCGAAGUCUCAAAGUGAUCUGCGAUGCCCCCAUCUCCGCCAUGCCACCCAGGCAACAGCUGCGCAGUUCGCAGCCCCCCACGAGGCCGCGAGGUUAUCAAAUUUUUGUCAUGAACUGGAUGCAGGGAUAAUGACAAGAUGCCAGCUCUCCCACUGAGGGAAGGGGGACUCCACCGUGUGAAGCAACAGCCACGGAGAAAAAGGGAGGGGAGGAGGGAGAGGAGGAGCAGGAGGAGCGGAGCGUAGGGAGGUGCCGCCUGUCCCCGCCUGGCCGCGCGGCGGGCGGGCGGGCGCACCAGUCUCGGGCUGGCCGCGCAUGUCAGCGACGGCGGCGGCGGAGGAGGAGGAGGAGGAGGAGGAGGGAAAGGAGCAGGAGCAGGACGAGCAACAGACUCACAACGGACAAAAACUCGCGAUUGGACCAACCGCGCGCGCCCUCAAGCGCCCGACCGCGGUAUGCGGGAAGCCCCUCGGGACCACUCCGAGGUCCUGGCCAAAAUGGCUCUGCAUAACGGCACAAACUCAAGACACCCCGACGAAGCCAGGCUCGAGGGGAGCGAGGAGGGAGGCAGGAGGACAGGGCGAGCACAUGUGCCGAGUCAAAGUCCAGCAUCCAGGUCCAGAGCCCCAAAACGGGUCGUGACCUUCCACGAAGCCUACGAGAUACGAGGGAGGCAUAUCGAAUGCACGCGGGGUGCACCCUUAGAGUAGAAGUUCGGCGCGCAGACCGCGGCCUCCCAGGGAGCAGCGUCGGAGUAUGUGGGAGUCGCGAGGAGGAUUGGGGACCACAGUGCUCUGCUCCAAACGAGAACCCAACACGGGAGGGUUAGGGGAAACGAGUGAGUUGGGCCCAGGCCCCCUGGGAAAUGCAAACAAGCACGUGAACUGCCAGUCCAUCAUCAUCUAAACCUCUUUUCCUGGGUGCAGCUUCGGCCAGCCCGACGGGCGGAUCCGCUUCGGUGCUGCCACGAAAAAACCGGCAUCGCUUGGGGUGUCGCAGCGCACUCGUCGGUGUGCGAUGCAUGUCGCGGGAAGAGGGCGGUGAUAUACUAAAUAGUAUGCUGUGAGCUGUCAGAUGCGUAGGAGGCGUGGCCGAGGAGGAGUAGGAGGAGUCAUUAGACACACGAGGACUCCGAGAGGUGAAACGAGUCUAAUCGCGCGACCCCCCC
Prorocentrum cordatum is the source of this 1554-nucleotide messenger RNA. NCBI's taxonomy places the organism in Eukaryota, Dinophyceae, Prorocentrales, Prorocentraceae. The record is from the annotation of a GenBank genome assembly.